AUGUAUAGGCCAUGGGACGAUUUCCUGAAGCAAGCUGCCCAAACUUGCGGUCUCCCUCUGGACCAGUUCAAGUACACAACAGCGCUCCUCCUCGGUAUCCCCCUCGGCUACUUCCUCCGCUACAGCACGAAAGAUCCCUGGAGAUGCUCAGAUGCCGAAAAGGCAUCCGCCAUCUCAACUCGGCACAUGCUCUGCGCCAUUAUCGGGCUGAUGGAGGUGGUCUACGUGUUUGGAUGGGAGACGUUCCACUCUUUCUUCUCGACGACAGUCGCCUACAUCCUGCUGCAAGUCGCUCCUCGUGACAAGGUGCACCUGUGGGUCACAGCAUGGGCGAUGGGUUACAUGUCAUGCGCUCACAUCUACAGGAUGAUCGUGGACUUCGGUGGAUGGUCGAUCGACUUCACAACCCCGCAGCUCCUCGUGACUCAGAAGUUGAUGAACAUCGCGUUCUCGCUCUACGAUGGCUCAAGAGACGCCAAGAAGCUGACGGAGGAGCAGUCAAAGAGAAAGCUCACCGCCUGCCCGUCCGUGAUGGAGAUGUUUGGAUACGUGUUCUGCAUACACACACUGCUGGCCGGCCCUGCGACAGAUUACAAUGAUUAUCUGACGUGGAUUGACGGCUCGAAGCUUGCUGGAAAGAAGCCGAAGCCAACUUCAGCCAUCCUGUUGAGGAUUGUGGGAGCCAUCGGCUGUGCCAUCGCCUUCUCCGUUGUCUUGCCUUACUGCAAUAUCGACGGACAUGGAGAUGGAUCGUACCUGUCGACGAAAUCAUUCCUAUAUGUUCUCCUGUGGAACAAUUUCUCGUUCUGUCUCCUCCGUCAUCGUUAUUAUUUCGCUUGGGUGCUCGGCGAUGCCGGAUGCAAUGCUGCGGGUUUUGGAUACAAUGGAGAAGACAAGAAUGGCAAGCAAAAGUGGGAUGGAGUUUUGAAUGUUGAUUAUUUUGCCGUGGAGUUUGCACCCAACUUCAGGAGCGCAAUGAACGGUGAGAUCUUUUCCUGUUUCCGCAACACUGCGACCUUCGGCAUGUCGGCGGUCUGGCAUGGCUUCUAUCCGGGUUACUACUUCACGUUUAUCUCCUGCGCUCUCUUCAACGAGGUCGCAAGACUUCUCCGCCGGCACGUCAGGCCGCUAGUCAUUCCUACCAAGGAAGCGGAGAAAUCCUUGAAUGCAACUCUCUAUCACAUUUCCUCGAGUGUGUUGCUGCUCACUUUCCAGAAGAGCAUCAACUACUGGUCCUACUGGUACUUCGCGCCUCACGUCGUCGCGCUGCUCCUCUACAUCGCUGUCCCCAUCGUCUUCAAGCAGCCCAAGGACGCCAAGAAAAUGCAGUAA
Messenger RNA from Guillardia theta CCMP2712, 1332 nucleotides. RefSeq lists its product as hypothetical. Gene Ontology annotation, molecular function: acyltransferase activity. NCBI's taxonomy places the organism in Eukaryota, Cryptophyceae, Pyrenomonadales, Geminigeraceae. The record is from RefSeq and is a predicted model, not a curated record. The coding region runs from base 1 to 1332 and encodes 443 amino acids. Gene Ontology annotation, biological process: lipid modification. Gene Ontology annotation, cellular component: membrane. The transcript is spliced from 13 exons.